This is a messenger RNA of Temnothorax curvispinosus, 1935 nucleotides long. RefSeq lists its product as uncharacterized. Lineage: Eukaryota; Metazoa; Arthropoda; Insecta; Hymenoptera; Formicidae. Gene Ontology annotation, molecular function: DNA binding; nucleotide binding; DNA-directed DNA polymerase activity. The transcript has 3 exons. The record is from RefSeq and is a predicted model, not a curated record. Gene Ontology annotation, biological process: DNA replication. Bases 1 to 1935 code for a protein of 644 amino acids.
AUGGCGGAGCUCACGUUGGACGAGACACGAAAGCGCGACGAGCUGCCACAUAUAGACUCGUACGUUAUUCCUGUGUUCUUUCACAAUCUGUCCGGUUACGAUGCCCACUUUAUUAUCAAGGAUAUCGCCAACAGCUUCGAGGGUAGAAUCGAUCUAUUACCAUUCACCAAAGAGUCGUACAUAUCGUUCACGAAAAAUGUGAGUGAAGGCGUUAACUGGGGAAACUGCGCGAAAUUGCGAUUCGUGGAUUCGUUCAAAUUUCUCAGCACCAGUCUCGAGAAAUUGGCGUCGUAUAUCGAUAAAGACAAACUGAAAAUCAUGCGUUCGGAAUUUUCAGAACUGAGCGAAAGCGAUUUCGACCUGCUCACGCGUAAAGGUGUAUUUCCGUACGAGUACGUCGACGGCUUCGAUAAGUUGCUGGUGACGGAAUUACCGCCCCGCGAGGACUUUUACAGUUCGUUGACCGGUGAGACCGCGAGCGAGAGCAAUUACGAGCACGCGCGGAACGUCUGGCGUUGUUUUCGCGUGAGAAAUCUCGGCGAGUAUAGCGAUCUGUAUCUCAAAACGGACGUGCUUCUCCUAGCGGAUAUCUUCGAAAAUUUUCGCGACACCUGUAUCGACACUUACAGACUGGAUCCCGCGCAUUACUACAUCCUACCGGGAUACACGUGGGACGCAAUGCUGAAGUACACGGGGGUGCGAUUCGAAUUGCUCACCGAUAUUGACAUGGUAAUGUUCGUGGAGCGCGGUAUCCGCGGCGGUCUGAGUCAAUGCUCCAACAGGUACGCGCGAGCCAACAACAAAUACAUGCGAUCGCACGACUCUUCGCAACCGUCGACGUAUCUCAUGAACUUCGACGUGAACAAUCUGUACGGUUGGGCGAUGUGCAAACCGUUGCCGUACGCGGACUUUCAAUGGGUCGACGACGCGGAGAGUCUCGACGUAAUGUCCGUGAAGUUGGACUCCGCUAUCGGUUACAUCUUGAAGGUCGAUCUUGCGUACCCGCAUGAACUCCACGACGCCCACGCUAACCUUCCGUUCUGCCCGACGCGCGAUAAGCCUCCCGGAAAACGGUGCAAUAAACUCCUCGCCACUCUGCGCGAGAAGUCGCGCUACGUGCUGCAUUACCGUAAUCUACAGCAAUGCGUGCGAUACAGAUUGUGCGUCACGAAGAUUCACCGCGCGCUUCGAUUCGCGCAAUCUCCGUGGCUUCGGAGAUACAUAGAGCUUAAUACGGGAUUCAGAGCUCGCGCUAGCAACGAUUUUGAGAAAGAAAUUCGAACCGUCUUCGCGGAGAAUCUGAUCGCCGUCGAGUUGCGCAGGCUCGAGGUGAGGUUGAACAAACCCAUCUACGUCGGUAUGUGCAUUCUCGAGAUAUCCAAGACGCGCGUCUACGAUUUUCAUUACGAUUACAUGGUGCCGCUGCAUCGCGAAAGGUGUAAGAUAAUGUACACGGACACCGACAAUCUCAUAUAUUUUCUCGAGUGCGACGACGCGUACGAGGAUAUGAAACGCGACAUCGCGAGAUUCGACACGAGCGGCUAUCCCGAGGACAACGCGUAUCGCAUGCCGCGCGUCAACAAGAAGAUACCCGGUUUGAUGAAGGACGAGAACGACGGCGCGGUGAUGACGGAAUUCGUUGGACUGAGGUCGAAAAUGUACGCCUUGAGGGUCGAGGGAAAGAGCGACACGAAAAAAAUAAAGGGCAUCAAGAGAAACGUGGUCGCGAGAACGAUAACGUUCGACGAUUACGUGUGUUGUCUGAACGACGCGAUAAGGCAGUUUAGGCGUCAGUCGUGUAUUCGUUCGACUGCACACGAGGUGCACACCGUGUCCGAGUUGAAACUCGCUCUCAGCCCGUACGACGACAAGCGAUACGUCGUUCCCGACUCGUACGACACUCUACCGUGGGGGCAUUACAAGAUACCGCCGUGA